AUGGGUCUAGGCAAAGUGAGAGUCAAAAUCAAUGGAGCCGAGUGCGGCAUUGAGGCCAUCAUGCUGGGAGUGGUGACCUCGAUAGGUGGAUUCCUCUUUGGUUAUGAUACUGGUCAAAUCUCGAGCAUGCUGCUAUUCACCGAUUUCAUCGAGCGCUUCGGCCAAACUCAAGCCAAUGGAGAGAAAGCUUUCGACGACAUUAUUUCUUCGUUGAUUGUCUCGCUCAUGUCAAUUGGUACACUCAUUGGUGCACUUUCUGGAGCAUACACUGCGGAUUGGUGGGGACGUCGUCGCAGCUUGACCUUUGGAGUGUUCAUGUUCAUCAUUGGCAACAUCAUCCAGAUCACAGCCAUGAACUCAUGGGUCCACAUGAUGAUGGGCCGAUUUGUCGCUGGUCUCGGCGUGGGUAACCUCUCCAUUGGUGUGCCUAUGUAUCAGUCCGAAUGCUGUCCUCAACAAAUUCGAGGUGCUGUUGUUGCAUCCUACCAGCUUAUGAUCACCAUCGGCAUUUUGGUGUCAAACGGCAUCAACAAAGGCGUCCAAAGCAUUCAGGAAACGGAUGCAUCCUGGCGCACUGUCAUUGGUCUCGGCAUCUUUUUCUCGUUGCCUUUGGGAAUCGGUGUUCUGUUCACUCCAGAGUCCCCACGUUGGCUAGCUUCGCGAAAUCGAUGGGAAGAGGCGCGAACCUCUCUGGCUCGUCUACGUGGUUUGAAGGAUGACCCGAACCAUGAGCUGGUCAUGAAUGACUUCGACGAAAUGCACAAGUCCAUCGAAGAACAAAAGUCAGCCGGACAAGGUACUUGGCUCGAAUGCUUUACAGGCAAACCUUCUGGCAUUCCUCGAUUGGUCUACAGAACCCUCCUCGGCUGCGCAAUCCAUUUCCUGCAGCAAUGGACUGGAGUUAACUAUUUCUUCUACUAUGGAGCUACCAUUUUCGAGUCUGCCGGUAUCAAUGACCCCAUCUUGACACAGCUGAUUCUCGGUGCCGUCAACGUUAUCACCACAUUCCCUGGUCUAUACAUUGUUGAACGAUUCGGCCGCAGAAUCCCUAUGAUCAUCGGUGCAGCAUGGCAGUCUGCCUGGCUUCUUGUUUUUGCGUCCAUCGGUAUUGCUCGACCGCCUCAGGAUAAUCCUAGCUCCGGCAUUGUGAUGAUUGUCGCAGCUUGCAUGUUCAUUGCAUCCUUCGCUAUGACUUGGGGACCUUUCUGCUGGAUUGUGGUUGGAGAAACCUACAGUCUAAGGACUCGUGCAAAGCAAGCAUCGCUAGCUACAGCAUGCAACUGGCUCGGAAAUUUCAUGAUCGCAUUUUUGACACCGUUUGCCAACACUGGAAUCGGUUUCGGCUUUGGGUUUGUCUUCUUCGGAACCAACCUGGCCGCAGCAAUCAUUGUCUAUUUCUUCCUCUUCGAGACAAAGGCUCUCAGUCUUGAGAGCGUCGACACCAUGUACUCGGACAUGUCACUGAAAGCGUGGCAGAGCAACAAGUGGAUCCCAGAGGGAUACAUUGACAGAGAUACGCGCGACCAAGCGUUCUGGCAGCGCCGUGGUUCUAUUUUUGACAAGGACCAUACUACCCAUGGCACCGGCAAUGGAGUCAUGGCCCAGGAGGGUGAUGAGAAGACCGUCGCCGAGAAGAACGACACCGCCCCUACCCAGCGAUCGGAGAACAUUGCUGGAGACGAGCGACGAGUGUAA
Aaosphaeria arxii CBS 175.79 is the source of this 1695-nucleotide messenger RNA. Its product is annotated as general substrate transporter. The transcript has 5 exons. NCBI's taxonomy places the organism in Eukaryota, Fungi, Ascomycota, Dothideomycetes, Pleosporales. Gene Ontology annotation, biological process: transmembrane transport; carbohydrate transport. Gene Ontology annotation, cellular component: membrane. The coding region runs from base 1 to 1695 and encodes 564 amino acids. Gene Ontology annotation, molecular function: carbohydrate:proton symporter activity. The record is from RefSeq and is a predicted model, not a curated record.